Messenger RNA from Silurus meridionalis, 2525 nucleotides. RefSeq names its product drebrin-like b (gene dbnlb). The transcript has 15 exons. Gene Ontology annotation, biological process: postsynaptic actin cytoskeleton organization; positive regulation of dendritic spine morphogenesis; neuron projection morphogenesis. Bases 133 to 1527 code for a protein of 464 amino acids. NCBI's taxonomy places the organism in Eukaryota, Metazoa, Chordata, Actinopteri, Siluriformes, Siluridae. The record is from RefSeq and is a predicted model, not a curated record. Gene Ontology annotation, molecular function: actin filament binding. Gene Ontology annotation, cellular component: site of polarized growth; actin filament; plasma membrane.
CGUAUACUCCAGCGCUUCCGGUAGGCGUGGCUCAAACUCCUUCGCCCGAGUGUCGCUGUUCUGCUGUUCAAACCUCAGGUUCAGUCCAAGACUCGGUUUAUUUAUAUCAAAUUUCUUUUCUUUUUCUUUAUAAUGUCCGUGAAUUUAAGUAAGAACGGUCCAGCGCUUACAGCCGCCUAUAAGGAGGUGGUGGAUGAGAAAUCCGAGACUAACUGGGCUUUGUUCACGUAUGAAGGAAACACCAAUGAUAUCCGUCUGGCUGAUAAAGGGGAGGGAGGUCUGGAGGAGCUGGUGGAGGAGUUGAACAGUGGGAAGGUGAUGUACGCCUUCUGCCGGGUGAAAGACCCAAACUCCGGCCUCCCGAAAUACGUCCUGAUUAACUGGACCGGCGAGGGGGUGAAAGACUCCAGGAAAGGACUGUGUGCCAACCACGUGAGCUCCAUGGCUAAUUUUCUGAAGGGAGCACAUGUGACUAUAAACGCUCGUGCAGAGGAGGAUGUGGAACCCGAAGCCAUCAUGCAGAAAGUGGCCAAAGCUUCAGGAGCCAAUUACAGCUUCCACAAGGAGUCCAACCGCUUCAGAGACACUGGACCUCAGGGGCCUGUGGGUUCUGUGUAUCAGAAGACCAACGCGAUGUCCGAAAUCAAGAGAACCAACAAGGAUAACUUCUGGGCGCAGGCAGAGAAAGAUGAGGAGAAGCGACGACAGGAGGAGAAGAAGAAGGCGGAUGAGGAGCGUCAGCAGCUGGAGAAGGAGAGGAAGGAUCGGGAGGUCAAGGAGGCGGUGCUGAGGGAGAAGGCGGCCAAAGAGAGAGCCUCACAGAUCGAUGAGUCGAGGAAGUACCAGCAGCAAGUUGAGAGUAAGCAGGAGAAACAGCAGGAAGAGGAGGAGCCGACAGACAGACCCAAAUCCUUUAAGCGUGCAGAAUCUGUGGAAAAAGCCAAUGAUGCUGCUGCUCUCAUCUCCCAGCGUUCUGUGAACCCCAGAGAAAUGUUCCAACAGAGAGAGAGGGGUGUGCCAGCCAGCAGCACAGACAACACACCGUCCAGUCCACAGCCUGGGCGGUUGAAAAGCCCUUUUCUCUCUAAGCAGCCUUAUGAGCCCGAGCCGCCUCGCUCUCCUCUACACCAGGUCUCACCUGUACGAGCCACAGAAACCAGAGUUGUGGAGUCUCAGAAUGAGUACGAGGAAGCAGAAGCUGAAGCAGAGUACGAAGACGUCGCAGAGGUCAGUAAUCAGUACAGCUCUCAUGUGGAACAGCAUGAAAAUGAACCAGAACCUGAGCCAGAGAACAUUUAUGAAGAACCACCACAGGAGCAGAACUUAUAUCAAGAUGCAGACACAAGUGAUCGUGGUACCUGUGCUCGAGCACUGUACGACUACCAGGCAGCUGACAACACAGAGAUCUCCUUCGACCCGGAUGACAUCAUCACCAGCAUUGAAAUGAUCGACGAAGGCUGGUGGAGAGGCUACGCGCCGGACGGCCAUUUUGGAAUGUUCCCAGCCAAUUACGUCGAGCUUCUCUAAGAGGCUCCGGCCAAUCACGUCUGGGGCCCUGAUGUCGCUCCGCCCAUGUAGGGAUUUAGUCACUUGGGGAAGCCGUUAUAUUUAAUUGGGCGGGUUGAACAAAACGCAUCGAUCAUCGUAAGAAAAAACCCUACAGUUUUUUUUUUUUGUUUUUUUACAAUGGUGUAUUUUUUUUUUUUUUUUGCAUUAAACAUUCCUGUAAAAACUGUAAUACUGUGUACUCACUGGCUCAAAGAAUCGUGUGUCAUUGAGUAAAUAUUUGUGGUUCUUUUAAUUAUGUUAACUACAAAAAUUCCAUCGAUCUCUUCACUUUGUAUUUCAUAAUCCUAUAAUAUUCAGUAUUUCCUCUUUUAGGUUUUUUUUUUGGGACCAAUUCCUGUUUAAUGCGACGAGUUUCAGUUUAAAGAGCGCUUUAUCUUCUGAUGUGAUCUCCGAGGACCUGUUUUGCCUUGUUUAUUUUUUGUUGCCUUUUUUCUGCACAUUUUGGAGCAGGAAAAAAAAAAACCCUCAGCCGAUGAUCUGAACCCAGACGCCCAUGAAAACUCAGUAGUCUGAUGAUUUCUCUGCGUUUCUCAGCGUUUAAGAGGCUGAACCGUGAUGAUAAACUUCUCCUGGCCUUCCGUCUGCUCUGAAAUGUCGGAAAGAAAUACUGUGAUCUUCGUUGCAUUCUUUACGUUUCAGGGAAAAAUCAUUCAAACGGUUCUAAAUGGAUUUCUUGGCUGCUUUUGCAUCGCCGUUUUUUUUCUUCUCUCUCUCCUUUCUUUUUUUUAGAUGAAUUAAUUACACCACGGUUCUUUUCUUCGAUCUGCACAGCUCUUGAAAACCCGCACGCUGACCAGCUGUGAAGCCGUGCCAAUAAAAGGAGUUCGAUUGAUUAUUAUUUUUCGAAUUGAACAAAUGUUUGAUUGUGUGGCGAAUCCUCGUGUGAGCGCCAGCGGAGUUCCUUCAGAUCAUUGUUUUAAAUCCGAACGAUGAAAUAAAGGAAGUGAAAACGCUGA